Messenger RNA from Lagenorhynchus albirostris (white-beaked dolphin), 1692 nucleotides. RefSeq names its product F-box protein 8 (gene FBXO8). Gene Ontology annotation, biological process: regulation of ARF protein signal transduction. Gene Ontology annotation, molecular function: protein binding; guanyl-nucleotide exchange factor activity. The coding region runs from base 283 to 1242 and encodes 319 amino acids. The transcript is spliced from 6 exons. Lineage: Eukaryota; Metazoa; Chordata; Mammalia; Artiodactyla; Delphinidae. The record is from RefSeq and is a predicted model, not a curated record.
GACGUCACUUCCGGCAACAAUAGGAAACGUCAAAACUCGGAGAGUCGGCCGCUUAGGCUGCUGCAGCCUGGGGCACGCUGAAUUCGGAGGGAUCAGGUGCUGUUUCUGGAAUUCUCCCCGACCUCACCUCCACCAGCGUGAACAAAUAAAGUUUGAACCGGCUUCUCCAUGGCCUGGGCACCCCUUCCCGGCUGAGCCAUUUUCUUUUUGGCUGAAAGCCCCCGCCCAGAGGCCGAUUCGUCGCGGCGGCGGUGGGGAAUCGCAGGUCGCUCAGGCUUGCAGAUGGGUCAGGGGCUGUGGAGAGUCGCCAGAAACCAGCAGCUACAGCAGGAAGGCUACAGUGAGCAAGGCUACCUCAGCAGAGAGCAGGGCAGGAGGAUGGCUGCCAGCAGCAUUUCUAACACCAGUCAUCGCAAACAAGUCCAAGGGGGCAUUGAUAUAUAUCAUCUUUUGAAGACAAGGAAAUCGAAAGAACAGGAAGGAUUCAUUAAUUUGGAAAUGUUGCCUCCCGAGCUAAGCUUUACCAUCUUGUCCUACCUGAAUGCAACUGACCUCUGCUUAGCUUCCUGUGUUUGGCAGGACCUGGCCAAUGAUGAACUUCUCUGGCAAGGGUUGUGUAAAUCCACUUGGGGUCACUGUUCCAUAUACAAUAAGAACCCACCUCUAGGAUUUUCUUUUAGAAAAUUGUACAUGCAGCUGGAUGAAGGCAGCCUCACCUUUAAUGCCAACCCAGAUGAGGGAGUGAACUACUUUAUGUCCAAGGGCAUCCUAGAUGAUUCACCAAAGGAAAUAGCAAAGUUUAUCUUCUGUACAAGAACACUAAAUUGGAAAAAACUCAGAAUCUAUCUUGAUGAAAGGAGAGAUGUCUUGGAUGACCUUGUAACACUGCAUAAUUUUAGAAAUCAGUUCUUGCCCAAUGCACUGAGAGAAUUUUUUCGUCACAUCCAUGCCCCUGAAGAGCGCGGAGAGUAUCUUGAAACACUUAUAACAAAGUUCUCACAUAGAUUCUGUGCUUGUAACCCUGAUUUAAUGAGGGAGCUUGGCCUUAGUCCUGAUGCUGUCUAUGUACUGUGCUACUCUUUGAUUCUACUUUCCAUUGACCUCACUAGCCCUCAUGUGAAGAAUAAAAUGUCAAAAAGAGAAUUUAUUCGAAAUACCCGCCGUGCUGCUCAGAACAUUAGUGAAGAUUUUGUGGGGCACCUUUAUGACAACAUCUACCUUAUUGGCCAUGUGGCUGCAUAAGAGCACAAUUGCUAGGACUUUAACUUUUAACUUCAAACUAAAACUACCCAAGGACUUAUUUAGAGGAUAUGGGGGUUACAUUAGUGCUGGUCAUUCUAGCCUCUGUAUACAAUCAAGCUUGAGUGUACAACCUUUUUUUCUUUUACUCUUUUCUUUUUUAGUAAUUUCCUUGGGGAACUAAAGAAUUUUGCAGAAUUUUUCUUAAUUUUGCUUAUCAUGUUUUGCACAAAGCAGAGCCAUUGUCUGACACAGCUGUUUAAGAAUGUUAAACUGACAUUAUACUCUAAAAAAGAUGGUAUAUUUGUGCAUUAGAUUUGCCUGAAAAACUUUAUUCAUUUCCAUUCUUUUUUAAAAUACCAUGUAAUGUGUACAUAUUUAACUAAAAAGAUUUAUAAUCAUAAUUAUUUUAUUGUAAAGAUUUUAACUAAAGCCUUUCCUUUUUCUCUCAAA